UGUCCACGCAUGCGCAGCCCCCACGAAAAUUCUGAUCUUACCACGACUGUCGUUCUGUCGCGUGCUCUUCAAUUCCUUAUCACUUAAUCUGCUGGAUCUUGAUACCAUCGACCUUUUGGAAGCUUGUUAGUCUGGAGAAUCCUUGUUGGUCCAUCUUCUGCAGGUUAAGAAUCUCCUGCAGACUGUUAGAUUGUCUUUUCGGGGUCUAUUCCACCACAGGCAAUCAUAGCCUUUCCCGAAUCCCAACUCUCUUGAUUGAAAAUUUCCAUUUUUGCACGAUACUACGUACCUUGUCACCACUCUUCCUCUCGGGACCAUCUCGAAUCCCUUUUCAUCCAUCAGUCAGCACCGUCGGCAACUUCGCUAUCAUUACACCACCCAAUUGACCGGCGGCACAAGACCGCCUAGCUUAUCACAAUCGAUCAGAAAACCUGACUCGGAACCGGAACCACAACAAUGAGCCAAUCAAACACACCAUCCCACGGCGCGCAGAGUCGUGCCAAGGCUGAUCCCCCGAGCGGUCAGCCUUCACAAGACGAAGAUGAGUUCAUCGACGUUGAACACGACGACAUCGAUAUGCAGGAAUCGGGGCCGAUUGAUGCGUCAAAUUCAUCGCCAGCGCCUCACCAACUGCAACGAUACUCGAACAAUCUCGAAGACCCUAAUGUGGCUGUCGACAACGAAGACGACUCGGAGGACGAACACGAUCCAAUGGCAAAUCACCCCUUAUUAAAUAUGCUUACUGGACGCCUGGGGCAAAGGCGACGAGGAUCCACGCAUGUAUGGGAUCGACUACAUCCCGAAAAUCAGGUCCUGUCGGUGGCCAAUGUUGAUGAAUGUUUUUCACUCGAAACUGAGGCUUUUCCGCCCGAGGAGAGGGCGAGCCGGGAAAAGUUUCAAUAUCGGCUUACCCGAUGCCCAGAACUAUCUCUGGGAUUAUUCACCCAGCCGACAAAGGCAGAAUCAGAAAAGUCAUCAAAUGCCGGGAAACGGAAACUUAUGGCACAUAUUGUCGCGACCAGAAGUCCGGCGCCCGGUGUGACAGAGGAGUCUAUGGCACUUCCGGCCGACUGGGAGACGAGCAGAUCCUCGCUCCCCUCCAGCACUGAUGAAGAACCUCUCGGCCACCAAGAAAUCGGCGGCACUGUCUGUGUUCAUUCUUUGGCCGUGGCCCCAGAAUUCCAGAAGAUGGGUUUGGGCACAGUUCUGGCCAAAUCGUAUAUUUCGCGCAUCAAGGACUCUAAAUGUGCGGAGAGAAUAGCUCUGCUUGCUCACGACCACCUUGUCCCAUUUUACACCGCGCUUGGCUUCGAGAACAUGGGGCCCAGUUCAGUCACGUCUUGCGGUGGAGGUUGGAAUAACAUGGUAAGUCCUGUACUCAUGUUACAACAGGAGCUGACCACGUACAGGUGCUUGUAUUCAAAGAUGACGAGGAUGACUGAUUCAUGUUUGGAGGUCGGUGAUGCAUGUCAGAGCGUGCCAGUGUUUGGAGGACAUUGAUGUCCUUAUCAUGGGUGGAGACGUCCUUUUAGGUGCGUGUGUAUGGCAUGCUGUGUACUUCGGCAGAAGACUCAAUUCCUCUAAAUCUCCUAUACAUAGUGAGGUUGGAGUGGUACGAGUAGUCACCCUGCAUAUCAUACAAUGCUCGUGAGAGGCGCAAUCCGAAUUUCUAGAUCAGGAGGGGCAAUAGUUGAUAGUUUAUGAUGUUCAUGUUGAAGACAUGUCUCUACGACUGCAGUGGUAUAUGUCAUACUGUAAUGUUAGUGAUUGGAUGGCUAAGAUGGCACCUGUAUCGGGCAAGAGGAAGCAUGGAGCUUUUGUGAAAGUGUAAUGCCAAUAUUACCGAGGC
Exophiala viscosa is the source of this 1849-nucleotide messenger RNA. Its product is annotated as arylalkylamine N-acetyltransferase. The transcript is spliced from 2 exons. The record is from RefSeq and is a predicted model, not a curated record. Gene Ontology annotation, cellular component: cytoplasm. NCBI's taxonomy places the organism in Eukaryota, Fungi, Ascomycota, Eurotiomycetes, Chaetothyriales, Herpotrichiellaceae. Gene Ontology annotation, molecular function: aralkylamine N-acetyltransferase activity. The coding region runs from base 457 to 1500 and encodes 347 amino acids.